AUGGCUGUUCGCAACACUCAGGUCGCUUCUUCCCGCUCCAAGAGCCGUAAGGCUCACUUCAGCGCUCCCUCCUCCGAGCGCCGCGUGAUCCUUAGCGCCAGCCUGAACAAGGAGCUCCGCGAGAAGUACGGUGUCCGCUCCAUCCCUAUCCGCAAGGGUGACGAGGUCCAGAUUGUUCGUGGUUCCAACAAGGGCCGUGACGGCAAGAUCACCUCCGUCUACCGUCUCAAGUGGUGCAUCCACGUUGAGCGCGUCGUCCGCGAGAAGUCCAACGGCCAGAGCGUCCCUCUCCCCAUCCACCCCUCCAACGUCGUCAUCACCAAGCUCCACCUCGACAAGGACCGUGAGGAGAUCCUCGCCCGCAAGGCCAAGGGCCGUGAGGCCGUCAAGUCCGCUUAA
This is a messenger RNA of Aspergillus aculeatus ATCC 16872, 399 nucleotides long. Its product is annotated as 60S ribosomal protein uL24. Gene Ontology annotation, biological process: ribosomal large subunit biogenesis; cytoplasmic translation. The transcript is spliced from 4 exons. Gene Ontology annotation, molecular function: RNA binding; structural constituent of ribosome. The record is from RefSeq and is a predicted model, not a curated record. Gene Ontology annotation, cellular component: ribosome; cytosolic large ribosomal subunit. NCBI's taxonomy places the organism in Eukaryota, Fungi, Ascomycota, Eurotiomycetes, Eurotiales, Aspergillaceae. Bases 1 to 399 code for a protein of 132 amino acids.